AAAGGUCUCGACACAGAGAACGUACAUUGUGACUGCAUCAUUGAUCAACUUUUUGCAAUUAUUAAUAGAAUAGAAUAGAUUUUUUUGUUGGCCAAGUGUGAUUGGACACACAAGGAAUUUGUCUUUGGUGCAUAGGCUCUCAAUGUACAUAAAGAGACAAGAUACAUCCGUCAAGAAUCAUAAGGUACAACACUUGAUGAUAGUCAUAGGGUACGAAUCUCUGAUCUAUGCAACUGUAAACGACGCUAUAGAGCACUGCACAUCAGAAGAACUAGACACAAGAACAGUUUUUUCCCGAACGCCAUCACUCUGCUAAAUAAAUACUUCCCUCAACACUGUCAAACUAUUUACUAAAUCUGCACUAUUAAACUUCUCAUCAUACCCAUCUCCUUCCAUUUAUGACUGUAACUUUGUUGCUUGUAUCCAUACGAUUUAUACUGAUAUUGUUUCCUUAUUGCUUAAUUGUAGCCUAUGACUAUUAUUAAGUGUUGAAAGUGUUGUACUUUGAUGAAGGUAUCUUUUCUUUUUUUCUUUUUUUAAAAAUCUUUUUAAAUUCCUUGUGUGUCCAAUCACACUUGGCCAAUAAAAAAAUUCAAUUCAAUUCAAUUCAAUUCAAUGGUAUCUUUUCUUUUAUGUGCACUGAGAGCAUAUGCACCAAGACAAAUUCCUUGUGUUUCCAACCACGCUUGGCCAAUAAAAAAUUCUAUUCUUUCUAUUCUAUUCUAAAGCGCUACACAAAUCCAACUGCGAUUGCUAGGAAAGUUGCAAUCCUAUACCCACGUGGGAUCGUCCUGGUUUAUGAUUCAGUUGACAAGCCUAACAUUGCACCGUUGAGGUUUGAUUUUUUUUCCCCAAGCUUGGCAACAUCUUAAAAGUUUACAUCGGCUUAAGUGCUUUCCAUAAAGCGCAGCACUGAUUGCUGACUUUUUAUUUGCAGUGAAUAGAUAUUUUAUAGACGCUGCAUUUUAUAGAACUUACGCAUUUAUUACAAAUAAUUGUCUCCCAGAUCGCACUUUCCCGGAACUGGAAACGAUUGCUCUGAAUAAUAUUUAUUGACGUUGCUUCCAAUUAAUCUAAAGAAGACGUCGCCGUGGACUGCUACAGGACUGUGCGCGAGAACUGUUCCCACUUACAAAGAACUAACUACAACUCCCGAGAGCCACCGCGAGGUCUAGGAGAACGUUAGCCCGGGCGGCUCGAGCGCGCGAGGUUCUUUUUGCUGGGUUUCCGGGGCUGCGGCAAAUUUAACUAGAUCAACAAAGCCGAGCAAGGCAAGGCGCGGGAAAGCGAAAGCCGAAGGAUCGGAGAUCCCCGUUCUUCAUGCAUCAUCUUUUUGAGCAUCAUGCACAGGAGACAUCUUCAGGAAAUUCCAGAUUUGGGGAGCAACAUCACUACAAGUGUCCCAUGGACCUGGCAUCCCAGCAAGACUUCAGAUCUCCUCGCAGGCAUGGGAGUGUCUGCUCUUAAACUGGACAGUGAGAACACUCCCCAGGAUCUGUUGAUGUGUGUGGGUCCACCCACCAAGCGGCAGAAAGUAAGGGAAAGCAAAUUUCUGGUUAUCCACCAGCCUAGACUGCUUCAAGAGAUAGUAGCAGGUACUGGUAUUUCUUGGGAUACUUUGCCAGAUGAGCUGCUGUUAGGAAUCUUUUCCUAUCUAAACUUGAUCGAUUUGCUGAAAGUUUCCCAGGUUUGUCAGAGAUGGCAUCGCCUUUCGCUUGAUGAGUCACUCUGGCAAAGUCUUGAUCUUGCAGGUAAAAAUCUUUUGCCAGGAAUGAUUGGCCAAUUGUUGCCCUUGGGAGUGAUCACCUUCCGCUGUCCAAGGUCCUGCAUUGGAGCACCUUUGUUUAAAACAAGCAGGGCUCUUUGUGUGCAACAUCUGGAUUUAUCAAAUUGUACAAUAAAUGUUAUAGAUCUAGUGAGUAUCCUUGGCAGAUGCCAGAGUCUGCAGAAUCUCAGCUUAGAAGGUCUCGUACUUUCUUCUGAUAUUGUUAGAAGUAUAGCACAAAACCCCAACUUGGUCCGACUAAACUUAUCUGGAUGUUCUGGAUUCUCUGCAGAUACGGUGGAAGUGUUGUUGAAAAGCUGUCCAAGGUUAAAAGAAUUGAAUUUAGGCUGGUGUGACUUCACAGCUGAGCAUUUGAAGAUUGUAGUCAGUCAUGUCCCUUCCAAGCUAUUGCAGUUGAACCUUAGUGGAUAUAGGCAGAAUCUCCUGAUGCCAGAUGUUAAAACAUUACUAGAGAGAUGCUCUGGUCUAAUCCAUUUAGAUUUAAGUGACAGUGUUAUGUUGAAGCCUGAAUGCUUUGCCUGCUUCCACCAACUCAAACACCUUGAGCACUUAAGUCUUAGUCGAUGCUAUCAAAUACCUCCCUCUGCUUUACUUGAACUUGGUGAAAUUGCUACGCUUAAAACGUUGCAAGUUUUUGGAAUAGUGACUGCCAAUUCCCUACAGCUCUUAAAGGCAACGCUUCCUAAUAUAAAGAUCAAUACCUCCUAUUUUUCACCUAUCGCAAGGCCCACCAUUGGCUGCAAAAAGAACCAAGAGAUUUGGGGAAUCCAAUGCAGACUGAACUUGAGAAAUCUGGCUGGGGUUUAAUUAAUCUCGAAAGACUCUGACUUCUACCAACAGCAAUAUGAAUUCUUCAAGUCUUCACUGUGGAGUUCAUUUUAACCUCACAAUUUGCAGUUAUUGACCUGGUUUUAUCAGUUGAUGAUCAAAUGCUAUCAAGUAUUUUAACAGUAGUUGUGUGUUUUUUUUAAUGUUCUACGAUUUAUACUGAGGCCUAGCCAAGAAACGCUAAUCACGCACAAAUAGUUGCCAUGCAAUAUGCAAGCUCUCCUUGUAGAAAUAUAUAUUUUUUAAAAAGUAGCUCUAGUUAAUAAAACUUAUCCAAAUGUUUGUAUUCUCUUGUUUUAUCCAUGCCAGUUGUUGGGAAUAGGGUGUAUUUGUGCUGAUAUACUUAAGAUUCUGGCCUUUAUCUCACAACUCUUGGAAACAACAUCCUAGUUUAAUUCUCUUUUUAGAUCACAGCCCUGGAAUUUCUUGUUGUCUCAUCUCUCAAUACUCACUGAGUACAACCAACAUGACUACAUGUUGCUAAUUGAUACAGAUUCCUUACAAUAGCAUUUGGGAUGAAUUUCCAUCACUAAGUGAUGUUAUUGUACAGCACAAUGUCACAUGAUUGCAUUGCUUGGCAAUGGUGACCCCUGCAGACCCUAUUGCCUCUUUUAAGUGAGGAUUGUGGUUCAUUAAGUGAGCACCUCUUGUAACUUCCUGCCAGCUUCUCACAAGCAAAGUCAGUGGGGUAGUUGGCAGGAAGGGGUAAGUCCCAGGGGAAUCACAAGCAGACUGGCUGACAGGGUAAGUGGCUGCUGCUAAGUGAGAUAGGGAGUGGGGUAAUAUGUGGAUGGCUGGGGAGGCACAGCACAAGCAGAGUUAUUCAGCAAAGCUUGAUUCGAAUACAGAGGAGCUGGGGGAAAGUGGGUAUACUUCCUGGAAUAACUUGCAACAUUCUAUGCUGGCUUCCCCACUGAAUUUACUUGUGAGAAGCCAGCAGUGAAAGUGCAAAUUGCAAUCAUGUUAUUGCACGACACCACAAGAAGUUGGUUGCCAAGGACCUAGAUCACGAUCACCUGACAGCAGGGCUAGUAGGAUGGCUGAUCAUUUGUUCAAUACCAUUUUAAGUUCAGACAAUGAACAGGUAAUAGAGGACUAUCCAUACUACAUACAGGAGUGUAAAUAAAAAAAAUAAAGGCAGAAUACAAAUACAUCUUAAUCCUGCUGUUAUUGACCAUCUUGUCAAAACAUUAAAAAUACAACCAAACCAUAAAAAUGUGUUUUUCAAAGUCUGCAUAUUUCCCUGCACAACUAAUUUUUUUUCUGCUGAGAAGGUAAGUAGCAAGAUAAAGUGUUUAGUUAAAAUAUAACUAAAUUGUCCUUAAAAGGGAAAACCAAUAAGGGAAAUCCAAGGAGCAAAACGUAAUUGCAACCUGAUUUUUUUCAUAAGGUAUUAAUUUUGCUACAUGAAAGACUCAAAGGGGAAAUAUAGUUGCAUUAAUUCUAAAUGCACUAUAAUAUAUGAGAAAUUACUAUGAAGUAUCAUUUUUCUAAUUCUCUUGUGGCCCUAACAGUACAAUAUUUAAGAAGAAUAUUAAGUCCUAUUACAGGGGUGUCCAAACUUGGCCCCUUGAAGAGUGGUGGACUUCAUCUCCCAGACUUCCCCAGCCAGCAUGAGCUAGAAAUAUAAGCAAGUUGCUGGCUCAGGAAUUCUGGGAGUUGAAGUCCAUCACUCUUCAAGGGGCCAAGUUUGGACAUCCCUGUCCUAUUAUCUACAAGAUUUUAUAAAGAUGUGGACAGAUUAUGUAAUAUUUUAGAUUAACAUUCUAAAAUAUAUUUCCUGUUAUGGUAAAUGUUAAUGACAUACAAACCAGUUAAAAAAAUCAAGAAAAAUUCAUUUUAUUUACUAACCACAGCAUACAUUAUUUUAAAUAAAACAAUUUUGAAAAAAGGCAUAGUUGUAUUGAGUUUAAUUUGUGCACAUUCAACUAUUUGACACAGCAAUAUUUGCUAUUUAAAGAAAUUCUGGCUUAAAGGCAUGUUCUUAAGAUAAUUC
Messenger RNA from Ahaetulla prasina, 4610 nucleotides. RefSeq names its product S-phase kinase associated protein 2 (gene SKP2). NCBI's taxonomy places the organism in Eukaryota, Metazoa, Chordata, Lepidosauria, Squamata, Colubridae. The transcript is spliced from 10 exons. The coding region runs from base 1343 to 2593 and encodes 416 amino acids. The record is from RefSeq and is a predicted model, not a curated record. Gene Ontology annotation, molecular function: protein binding. Gene Ontology annotation, biological process: SCF-dependent proteasomal ubiquitin-dependent protein catabolic process. Gene Ontology annotation, cellular component: SCF ubiquitin ligase complex.